Molecule: messenger RNA, 1032 nt
Organism: Colletotrichum paranaense
Lineage: Eukaryota; Fungi; Ascomycota; Sordariomycetes; Glomerellales; Glomerellaceae
Product: UMTA
Exons: 9
Coding region: 1-1032 (343 amino acids)
Molecular function (GO): methyltransferase activity
Source: RefSeq, a predicted model, not a curated record
AUGGCUUCUAUCGUGAAUAACGAGGUCCAGCUUGUUGCUGAAGACCAUGUUGACGUGACCGACAGCGAAGCUGAUCUCCAGAGUAUUCAAUCAGAGACGACGAGCAUCAAGGCAUCCAUGCUCGAGUGGCGCCAAGAAAAUGGACGAACUUAUCAUAAGUACAAGGAUGGCAAAUACCUCGUUCCCAAUGAUGAGACAGAGCUCGAUAGACUUGAUAUGCAGCAUGAGAUCUUUUAUCUCACUUGGGAUGGAAAGCUCGGCAUAACCCCUCCAUGUGAGCCUGGCGCAAAAGUUGGUCGUGUUCUCGAUCUCGGCACGGGUACUGGAUUAUGGGCGAUCGAUUUUGCGGAUCUACAUCCUGAAGCCGAAGUGCUGGGCAUGGACCUUUCUCCUGUACAGCCGUCAGACGUUCCGCCUAAUGUGAGAUUCGAGAUUGAUGAUAUCGAGGAGGAGUGGCUUUAUUCACAGCCAUUCGACUACAUUCACAGUCGAAUCAUCACGGGCGGCAUCAGCGACUGGAAGAAGAUGAUCAAGAAGGCCUACGACCACCUCACGCCCGGCGGAUGGUACGAGAUACAGGAGUCAGACAUGUCCCCAGCCGCCGACGAUGGAACACUGCCCCCCGAGAAGGCAUUGUCUAGAUUCGGCGCCCUGAUUCGCGAAGCUUACGUGGAGAUGGGUGUGCCCCUGGUCCAUGUUCCUGAUCUGAAGGACGUCCUCACAGAGGUCGGGUUCGAAGACGUGGAGCUGACCGUCUUCAAGUGGCCUACGAAUCCUUGGGCCAAGGACCCCAAGUACAAGAAGAUCGGGGAGUGGAAUUACCACAACUUUGGUGGCGCAGUUGAGACUGUCUCCCUGGCGCCAUUGACCCGGGUGCAUGGCUGGACCAAGGAGGAGGUGCUGGUGUUCGCCGCCGAGGUGCGGAAGGACCUUCGGGAUCCGAAGGUUCACUCUUACUUUCCCAUCUACACGCUUGUUGGAAGGAAACCGUUGAAGGCAGCAACGCCGGCCGAGACUUCCGCUUCGCCUUAG